Daldinia caldariorum is the source of this 225-nucleotide messenger RNA. RefSeq names its product heat shock factor binding protein 1-domain-containing protein. NCBI's taxonomy places the organism in Eukaryota, Fungi, Ascomycota, Sordariomycetes, Xylariales, Hypoxylaceae. Gene Ontology annotation, molecular function: transcription corepressor activity. The transcript is spliced from 3 exons. The coding region runs from base 1 to 225 and encodes 74 amino acids. Gene Ontology annotation, biological process: cellular heat acclimation. The record is from RefSeq and is a predicted model, not a curated record. Gene Ontology annotation, cellular component: nucleus; cytosol.
AUGUCGUCCAACAAGACUGAGGAUACUAAGAAACCGACGGGCAACAGCUCGGACGAAUUGACCGCGGUCGUUGAGGAACUAUUGAAUUCCUUAUCAAGCAAGUUUGACGGCGUCUCCAGCGAAAUCUUCGCUAAGAUGGAUGAUAUGGCGCGUCGGCUGGACAACCUUGAGGCUUCACUUCAAGCUAACGAGGAGAAUGGCGUAAACUCAUCACCCAGAACAUGA